AUGGAAGCUAAAAAUAGACGAAAUAGUAAAUACCAAUGUAAAAUUCAACAAUUUGAAACACACAACAGUGAUAUUUCUAUUUCAUUAACCAUUGCCCAUUGCGACGUAAGACAGUGCUGUGUCGUAUACGCCGUUAACAAUGUUCCGACUACCGAUGUUGAGCAAGUAAUUGAUUCUGCAUUAUUUGAAUCAUCUUCGACUGUACAUACAGGCACGGAAAAACUAUCAAAUAAUUUACAGCAUAAUAAAUUGAUUAUAAGUGAUUUGGGAACUUUAGACACUGGCCCUGUUCGUCCAUUGCUAAAAACUUAUCCAAAAACUAAUUUUGGUUCUCAAAACCGAAGUUUUAAUGAGAAAUACUAUUCAAAAUAUGAAUGGAUUGAAUAUAGUGUUGUGAAUGAUGCUAUUUUUUGUGUUUGCUGUCGUAAUUAUUCUACCGGAAAAAGUGUGCAAGAUGAUGUGUUUACAUUAAAUGGGUUUAAAAAUUGGAAAAAAUUAACUGGAUCAAGAGGUAAAAAAGGCAAUAAGAUAAGUAAACUUGAAGCACAUUCAACUUGUAGACACCAUUUGACUUGUAUGACUAAAUGGGAACAACAUGUUAAAACUAAGUCAUCGGGUAGCAUUCAUGAACAACUAUCUUCAAGUCAUCAAUUGAUUGUUGAAAAUAAUAGAAAAUAUAUAAAAACUCUUAUUGAAAUAACCUUAUUUUUGGGCAACCAAGGACUGGCUUUCAGAGGGCAUGAAGAAUCUAAAUUUUCUUCAAAUAAAGGAAAUUUUAAAGAAACAUGUGAGUUACUGGCAAAAAUUUGCCCUGAAUUUGAAGAAAAAUAUAGUAAGACUACUAAUUUCACCAGUCAUUUAAUUCAAGAUGAAUUGGUAAACUUAUCUGCAGCGAGCAUUCGGUCAAAAAUAACCGAGGAAAUAAAGUAUAAUAAAGUAUUUGGAAUUAUGAUUGAUGAAGCAAGAUGUUUCAAGAAAGAACAAAUGUCUGUAUGUGUGAGAUACACUGUUGGUCUAAAUGUUGUUGAACGUUUUCUGGAUUUUGUAGACGUUUCAGAAAAUCAAAAUGCAGAAUAA
Molecule: messenger RNA, 1077 nt
Organism: Aphis gossypii (cotton aphid)
Lineage: Eukaryota; Metazoa; Arthropoda; Insecta; Hemiptera; Aphididae
Product: zinc finger MYM-type protein 1-like
Exons: 6
Coding region: 1-1077 (358 amino acids)
Source: RefSeq, a predicted model, not a curated record